CACACACGGAUCCCUUCGACCUGACCAACGCGCGGGUGCGAAACCCAAACUAGGAGCCAUGCAGCUCGUCCCUUACAUUGUUGUAUGUCUGUCGGUAGCCUUUCUCCUCCCGUCGUACGCCACGGCGACGGCGACGGCUGGCACGCUAGAGCGGGAGACCAAACAGCAGAUCCUGGCGAGCAUCCCGCCGCACUGGCAGGAGAACCCCGUGCUGUUCCUGACCUCGCCGUCGGGCAAGUACGCGGCGUACUUCAUGCGCAGCCAAACCACGCCUGGCGCCGGCGGCCUCGGCGCUGACUUCUGCUACGUGGAGGUGCUGGACACGACCACGCCCGGCCCGGAGGGCCGGAGCGUGUGGGAGUCAGAGUGCCUGGCCGUGAGCACAGUGAACACGUGCGCGCUGGUGUUCUCGUGGAACGGGCUGGAGGUGUUCGACGGGAGCACCUCGGUGUGGCACACCCACGACACGCAGUCCGACGACCACAACUUCCUGGAGACGCUGCAGCUGGUGGACGAGGGCGACAUGCGCAUCCUCGACAAGGGCGGCGAGCUGGCGUGGAAGGCCAGCGACGAGCCGCGCGCGGCGCAGCACUGCGGGAUGCCCGGAUCGCCCGGCCUGGCCGCCGCGCUGCCCCCGUUCGCGGAGCCGAUUGGGCACGGCAGCAGCAACCUGCCGUUUGGAGAAGAAGGCGGCCGCGGCAACGGCGUUGGCGGCGUGGCGCAGCCCGAGCUGCCCCUGGCGCCGUUGCCGCAGGAAGCUGAUCAGUUCGGUGGUGCCGCGGCACAGGGUCAGGCCGUGGAGGGCGUGGGGCAGACGUUCGGGUUCGGCAGCCAGCCACUGGUGGACAAUAGCCCGUACGACAGUGGGGCACUGAAGCACGGAUGCAGCUUCGUUGGAAUCGCUGUUGCUUUGGGUCUCAGCGUUGCCAUCGCCAUGGGUCAGGGUCUCUGAAUUUGAGACAUGCGCGCGUGAAAAUGGUUGUGAUUUACUAAAUUCUUGUUGUUUCUGGCACAAGAAGCCGGGAGAUGUAUUCGUUUGUGUUUGGGGUGGUGUUUUUGCUGAUGUCAAUGGGGGUGCUGUCGUUGUAUCUGGAAUUGCAAACUGUAUUCGCUUCGG
Phragmites australis (common reed) is the source of this 1117-nucleotide messenger RNA. RefSeq lists its product as uncharacterized. The coding region runs from base 59 to 952 and encodes 297 amino acids. NCBI's taxonomy places the organism in Eukaryota, Viridiplantae, Streptophyta, Magnoliopsida, Poales, Poaceae. The record is from RefSeq and is a predicted model, not a curated record. The transcript has a single exon.